CUUCAACUGCGUGGCUUGCACGGGACAUGGAUAACCGUCGUUAUAUUAUGCUCAAAAUAUUCAUCCAGGCUUCUUCUAUGGGUCAACAGGUGGACAACGAGCUCAAUAUGUAUAGACAUAUGGAAGAAGCGUCAACCAACCAUCCCGGUCGUGACGUCAUAAAAACAUUACUCGAUACAUUUUACAUCGAUGGACCUCAAGACAAGCAUCGUUGUCUCGUGCAUCCCCCAUUAUGGAAGAGUGUUUUAGCGUUCUUACGCCGAAAUCCAGUUGAGAGGCUACCCUCAGCAGUCAUCGCAGUGGUUCUUCAUCGCCUGUUUCUAGCCUUGGAUUAUCUCCAUACAGAGUGCCAGAUCGCACAUACUGGUUUGUAGCCCAGCAUGUCUCUCCGGCUUUUAUAAUUCUCGCUUCUUUCCCUAUUAGAUAUGAAGGCCGAUAAUAUCAUGUUCGGUUCCUUGUUUACGGGCCAAGACCCCACAUUUGAGAGAUACCGAAGUCGGGCACACCUGGCCGAGCUGAUAAAUCUUCUGGGGCCUCCUCCCUCCAGCCUUCUUGCUCAAGCGGAGCUACGAGAUAAAUUCUUUUCAAGUGAUGGUAAGUGCACUAGCUGGUGAAAUUUGGUGUCGGAGCUGACUAACGCUACUACAGGUGCUUUCCUCACUCCGGACUUAUUGACGGAUCCAGUCCCGCUUGAGAAAAGGUAAACUACUCUGGAGGGGAAAUUGGAGCGAGAGAUGUUCUUACAUUUCAUGCGUAAAAUGCUGCAGUGGGAACCCAGCAAGCGUAGUUCGGCUAAGGAGCUAGCGGAGGAUGAAUGGAUACACAGCCAUAUGUAAAUACCGAUCAAGCAGUGAACUCACAUGUUGGUAUGUAGUGAAGACUGCUUACGUUCCCGCGUGGGUUCUUGAGUUCACAGGUGUUAGGUACGCGAAGGAAAAU
Messenger RNA from Aspergillus pseudonomiae, 939 nucleotides. RefSeq lists its product as uncharacterized. The coding region runs from base 27 to 374 and encodes 115 amino acids. Gene Ontology annotation, biological process: regulation of mRNA processing; spliceosomal complex assembly. Lineage: Eukaryota; Fungi; Ascomycota; Eurotiomycetes; Eurotiales; Aspergillaceae. The transcript has 2 exons. The record is from RefSeq and is a predicted model, not a curated record.